AUGGCUUUUGUUGGACUUGGUGUAACACGAAAUGAGGUGGAUAGUUUGUACGAGGAGAAAUUAGGAGACAGUGAAGAAGUGAUAACCGCUUUGGAGCAUCGAGCUGCUCAAGAGAACCAGAUUUUUCCUUUGAAAGAAAAAGUUGACACGGUUUUAUAUGAGCUGAAAUCUGCAGCUAAGGCUUACGUUGCUUGGGAACCUUCUAAGGUAUAGCAUAGUUUCUUCUUUAAGACACCAAUUAAGUUAUUUAGAGUUCCGAAAUCAGCUAACUGAGCUUAAUGUACACCAUGAUUAUAAACGUGCGAGACCAUUUUUGUGUCACUCUAAAAUUUGACCGAGUUUUAAAAUUGUGAUCAAAUGAACUACUUGAACUGGAUUUAAGCCCAUUUCUCAUAUGUUUUCCUAAAUAUUCUUGAACUUGUUCCAGCUAGCAUUUCCUCGAAUUGCUUUGAUUUUUGAAAUUGUAGGGUCAAUUGUCCGGUACCACCCUACCCUCUGUCUUGUACGCGAAUGUCAGCGAUAAAGAUCAGCUAUUGGAGAAAAACGAUAUGAAGGCUCUCGCUAUUAUAAUUUCAACAGCAUUUUUAACUGCAUCAGUCGAACUACUACUAUAGGAAAAUGAGCAUCUUCCAGACCAGGAAAGCCUCUUGUGAUGAACAUUCCAAGUUCCUGAUCGAUUUUGAAAACCAUUAAACAUGUGUCCAGGUCUGACAUGUCAUACUUUAAUUUAAAAAGAACAAUAAAACAGUUUACUCAUAUUUCUCAACAGAUAUGUUAUGAAGAAACAAUAACAUACAUAUGCUGUGAUGAAACCAACUCGUUUGCCCUAUGGAAAACGAGAAUUUGGGAAUCGUUAGUUGAGAGAAUUGAUUUUCUCUAUGUUUCGGGAAAUCAUAUAGAACUGCGUGACGAGACUCGUGGCAAGAUUUGCGGAUCAAUAAUGAUGACAACAGCAGCAAUGAAGUAUCAGUCAGCAUUUUCAACAUUUAAUCUCCAGGCGGUGAGAUCAAGGCCGCAAGAACGGUUGGUGGAGUCUCUCAAGCAAGGCUUGGACAUCUGGAUGCUGUCAAAUCCAAGUAAGGGGAAUAUAUUGCUAUUAUAUAUUGCAAAGAAAUGCCGCUGUGGGCAAUACCACAGCAGUAUCUUGUAAGAAACUAUGAUCAACCUAUUCUAACGCGUAGCAAUUAUACAUGUAUGGUGAAAUAUAAAUAAAAAGGGUUUUUUGUUUUCUUAAACAUUUCUCCCAAAAGGAUAAACAUUGACACUGACUAUAGCAUUUACCGACGCGUUACAGUUAUCAAAACUCAUCAACAGAAGGCAUAAUAAAAAUUGACAUCCUUGGGGCAGGCGCGGAUGAAUUUUGUAUGCAAUCAAUGGGACAUCAUUGAAUAAAUUGUUAUCAGAGCAAGUGUCGAAUCUUCAAUAUUUUCAACUUUUACAAUAUAUGCCGGAUUUUGCUUUUGACUUUUACGGCUUUACUGAAAUUGUUCGGCAUUUCAUGGCUAUUUAAGAAAUGUCGAGAUUUUGUUGACAACUCACUCGAUUCAAUAAUAGUUGAAGGGUCUUGUAGAUGGAAAUAUCGAGAUUAUUAUAGAUUUAUUAGAUUUAGACCUAACGAGGAACAGCUGCGAAAAAUGCAACUAUAGGGCAUGGCAGGAAUCGAACCUGAGGCUCUGCGAUUCCGGUGCAGAAAGCCUACAAUAGCUUUCUCCUGCACGCAGGAUUCAGUAAUAUUUAACAAAUAUAAAACAUUUUCCGUGUUGAUAUACAGUUAUAUCAACACGAGUGGAAUUGGGAAAACGAGAAAUUGUAUGGAAACAAGACGCCCGAAGGGCGGAGUGUUUUCACACAAUUUCGAGUUUUCCCCACUUCCACGAGUAUUGAUAUAACUAUAUAUCAAUACGGAAAAAAUGUUUUAUAUUUUUUUAUAAUAUAGCAAUGUCAAAAGCCUGAAGGAUAAGAAAAAUUUCCGUGUUUACAAGCGGCGGAAAAUUUCCCGUGUUGACAUUGAGUUAUAUCAACACGGCUCUUAGCCAAUCAGCGUUCAGAAUUUACAAAUGCUAUAUUAUAAUGAAUAUUAAGAGCACGCUAUUCUGGACCAAUAUUGAAACCAUUAAUUGCGCUAUUCAUUCAGUGAAGGCACAGAUUCUUUGAACGAUGCUGCCGUCUUAGGUUGUGGUGUCCAUUGCUCCGUCAUAACAUUAAUAGCAUCGUUCAAAGAUUCUGAAGUAAUUAAGUCUAUUAAAUUCCGACAAUACUGUAAUCAGUCAAUUUCUCUAAUCCACAUCUAGGUUCCUCAAAACUGGUGAAAAGUACUCUAUGGUUAGAUUCCGAAGAAACAGUAUUUAGUUUUGAAUAUGAAUCGCUUGUACGUCGAAAUACACACAAGAUUUUUGUCAAAGGUAAAGGAGUACGAAUAAAUUUCAGUAACCAUUGGGCAGCUAGUAAGCUUAUCUAGGGGGCUUAUUUUAUUGUAUGUCCUCCGGGUUAAUCUGGAUUAAUCAACUCAGUUGACCUCAUUUAUUUACUUUGCUUACAAAAUUUAAAAAAUAACCAUAGGCGUACGAAUGCUUUCCGGGGAGGCAGUUGAAAGUUUGCCCGAGGAAUUUUUUGGAAGAUUGAAAUGAAAUAACUCGAAUUUAACAUAAUUACUGAUAAAUCUGCCCAACAUUUCCCAGCAUUUCCCAAAUCCCCAUGGGUUUCCAAAGUAUUUGGGCGGGGGCAGGUGAUCCCCUUGCCCCUCCCCUGUCUCGUACACCUUUGAAAAUACCUCAUUCGUAUGCUAACAGUUUCACAAUAAAUCCAGGGGCGCAGCUUGAGUCGAACUAUUAGAGGUGCGUCGGUUCGUUUUGCCGGCGAAAACAAAAACAUUUACGAGGAUCGCCUGGGGUAGAACGGUUGGCACAAGUAUCGUGUGCGCAAGACCCAUAGAUGGUAUUAGGAGAGCAUGCCUCCAGAAAGGUUUCAUGAAAUUUGGGGUCGCACAGAAUUCUGAUGGUCAUAAAAUGAUGUAUAUUAUACUUGGAAAUCAGUUUUAAAUUUCCUGAUUUAGUUUUGCCCCCCGCAGUGAAAAUUCCUUAAAAAAAGCACUGCUUUAUGUCGAAGUUUAAGUGAGAAUUAUAGAAGUUUUAAACCUUUUAUUGAGUGAUUCAAACUAUUUACAACACGUAGCACCUCCACAAGAGUUGCCUACAAUGACUGGCAGGAAAGUAAACAAGAUACAUGAAUUUAUUAAGAACCUGAGUUACAAUCGUUAGAAACAUUGGGUAAACUAUCCCAGAGUUUGUCAGGUUGGAUGGCAAGAUUAGGGAUUUGCUGAUUUAUUGAAAGCUCUAGAAUACACGCGGUAGAAAGUUCAACCGAACAUAACCCUAGUCCCCCAUACAACCGCAACUACUCGUUCUUCCUCAACACCAAAGGAUUCCUCAACACCAAAGGGUUGCGUUUACUGUGAUGAUGAACAGCACAAGUCGUAUGAAUGUAAGACGGUUGCUACACCAACUGAGCGUAAACGAAAGUUACAAGCAAAGAAGUUAUGUUUUAAUUGUACGGGUGGCAGACACCAUGCAGCACAGUCUCGUUUGACGAAGUCGACUUACCUGUUUUCACUGCAAGAAAAAAACAUAUCAUCAUUCGUCAAUUUGUGACACUUUAGAGAAACCUCCACCCAACCAAAUUCCAGGACAAGCAGCUAUGACAGCAACACACGAAGAGCAAAAGGUUCGUCACCCCAUUGUUAUUGUCAAAGCAAAUGGCAUUACCUGUAGAGCACUAUUGGACACUGGAGCUACGACAUAA
Messenger RNA from Paramuricea clavata, 3798 nucleotides. The record is from the annotation of a GenBank genome assembly. NCBI's taxonomy places the organism in Eukaryota, Metazoa, Cnidaria, Anthozoa, Malacalcyonacea, Plexauridae.